Messenger RNA from Halichondria panicea, 3232 nucleotides. Its product is annotated as tolloid-like protein 2. Gene Ontology annotation, biological process: proteolysis. The transcript is spliced from 11 exons. The record is from RefSeq and is a predicted model, not a curated record. Gene Ontology annotation, molecular function: calcium ion binding; metalloendopeptidase activity; zinc ion binding. The coding region runs from base 157 to 3096 and encodes 979 amino acids. Lineage: Eukaryota; Metazoa; Porifera; Demospongiae; Suberitida; Halichondriidae.
GGCAUUUCUUGGAUUUCUGGUUAGACUAAGGUAUUUAUAGUGUACAGUACAGUAUCAUCCACUAGAUAUCUAUAUAAUUAUAAUAGCUGCAAGCUCAUGCAGUCAGUAUAACUGAACUGUUGCUUUCAACAUCAUAAAAAGAAAGGCAAAAGAAGAAUGAAGAAUCAAACUUUGCUAAUGUGUCUGCUUGCUUUAACAACUACAUAUGUAGUGGAGUGCUUACCAAUUGAAACUGAAGAUGUGAGAGAAAGUAAUGAAAUGGCUGAAGAAAGGACAAUUGUUUAUGACCCAACUGUAGACACUGAUUUCACAAUAAAAGUUGGAGAUAUAACUUACUUCACAAAGAACUACCGAGAGCUAUUGAAUGAGAAGCUGAGUUACAAAGAGUCCUCGCAGGGAAAACAAAAGAGAGCCGUUGUCAAGCCCAAGAGUUGGCAAUGGCCCAACUGUGUCAUUCCUUACAUUAUAGAUAAGUUCUAUUCUGAGAAACAACAGCGUGUCGUAACCGAGGCAUUGGCACAUUGGGAGGAGCACACCUGCGUACGGUUUGAGAAUAGGACAACUGAAGAUAAUUACAUCUUCAUCUAUCCUGGUCCAGGGUGUGGAUCAUAUGUUGGCAGAACAUCCAAUCAACAGAGGGUUUCGAUUGGCCCGUCUUGCUUCUCAUUUAGUAGUGCAGUGCAUGAGCUUGGACAUGUUAUCGGAUUCUACCACGAACACAACAGGCCUGACAGAGACGAGUACAUUGAUAUAAUCGAGAAUAAUCUUAAACCGGGGAGGAGUGUACUCUCACAGUUCACAAAACUCAGUCAUGAUGAAGUGGAUUUACUUGGAGUUGGAUACGACUACAACAGUAUUAUGCAUUACGAUAAAAACUCUUUUGCACACAGUUCUCAUCUGGAUACGAUAGUUGCACUUGAUCCAAGUAUACCAGUUGGAGAAGCCCAUACUUUGAGUUCUCUGGAUAUCCUUAGAGCCAACCUCUUCUGUAAAUGCUCAAAUUCUACUGAAGACCACCCCCCAAGAAUGACCUUUGUGCCAGAUGAGAUAGUGUCCGAGCCAACCCUUCCACCUCACGAGUUUGCAUGUGGCAGUGUCUUCGAUGGUGUCUCGAGUGGCUCCUUCAGCUCACCAGACUAUGGCGUCUACUCACACGAUACUGACUGCGAGUGGACAAUCAGAGUUGAAGAGGGGUAUCGAAUAAGGUUCACAGUAGAACUGGAUAUGGACUACAACCAAGGCUGUGUAAAUGACUACUUACAUAUUCACGAGAACUUUAACCGAAAUGGAUACGGUAUCGGAAAGUAUUGUCAAUCAUCGGAUCGAAUUAUCAACACCUAUACGACUACCAAUAUUGCAUACAUUCGAUUCCACACUGAUAGCUCAAAUCAGAGGGCUGGCUUGAAAGGAUUUAAUUUAACGUUUGAGUCUGAAGAUUUCGAUGAGUGUGCGUAUGGUGCAUACUGUUCUCACAACUGUACAAACUUUCCUGGAUCAUACGAAUGUCACUGCCCUAAAGGAUUCUUCUUAUCCAGUGACCACAAGCAAUGUUUUGAUGUGAAUGAAUGUGCCCUGGACAAAGGGGGCUGUGAUCAUAAGUGUAUAAAUAAAGGCGGCUCUUUCCACUGUGUGUGUGAGGAUGGCUACAGGCUACUCUCUGAUGGGAAAACAUGUGUUGUAGAUGCUGAUGGAACCAUGGACCCUUGUUUGAUUACUAAAUGCGAGCAUUCCUGUGUGGUUGUCCCUGGUGACGUUCUUACGGCCAGAUGUUUAUGCCCUAAGGGGUACGACCUCUCAUCAGACAGGGUGUCUUGUGAUGAGGAGAACGAGUGCCUCGCAAGAAAUGGAGGCUGUCAACAUUUCUGCACAAAUAUUCCAGGGUCGUACGAAUGCAGCUGUAUCAAGGGGUACAAAUUAGCAGAUAAUGGAUUUGCUUGUGAAGAUGCUGAUGAUACCGUUGACCCUUGUUUGAUUGCCAAUUGUGAGCAUUCCUGUGAGGUUGUCCCUGGUGACGUUGAUACGGCGAGAUGUUUAUGCCCUAAGGGGUACGACCUCUCAUCUAACAGGGUGUCUUGUGAUGAGAUGAAUGAGUGCCUCACAAGAAAUGGAGGCUGUCAAGAUUUGUGCACAAACGUUCCAGGGUCGUACGAAUGCAGCUGUUCCAAGGGAUACAAAUUGGCAGAUAAUGGACUUACUUGUGAAGAUGAUACCGUGGACCCUUGUUUGAUUGCCAAUUGUGAGCAUUCCUGUGAGGUUGUCCCUGGUGACGUUGAUACGGCGAGAUGUUUAUGCCCUAAGGGGUACGACCUCUCAUCUAACAGGGUGUCUUGUGAUGAGGUGAAUGAGUGCCUCACAAGAAAUGGAGGCUGUCAAGAUUUGUGCACAAACGUUCCAGGGUCGUACGAAUGCAACUGUUCCAAGGGAUACAAAUUGGCAGAUAAUGGACUUACUUGCGAAGAUAUCGAUGAGUGUGCAGACAACAACGGUGGAUGUUCUGGUCACUGUACAGAUUCUGACGGAUCAUAUCAAUGCUUACCAACUACAGUAGCCACAACAUCACCAGAUCCAACCACUUCCCCGCCCACCACCAGGCCAACUACAGUAGCCACGGUAACACCAGGUCCAACUAUUAGACCUACCACUCGUCCUACCACGACUACACCUCCAACCACCCUCGCCCCCACUACGCUACCACCACCCACUCCGAAUUGCCCUGUUUUACCAUCCAACCCUCCGGGAAAGUUUGCUUGUGGUGGAUUCAUGAACGUUAAUGACAUGUUCGGACCAACUAAUUUGCCCUUAGGCCCUAUCCUCCCUGGCACCAUAAAUCCUGAAUGCAAUUGGAUAAUUUUCGGUGCUGGAACAUUCAAAGUCAUGUUCACUUAUUUCGAUAUUCCCAGCAGUGAGCAAUGUUCGUCCAAUUCUGUUUCGGUGUAUGAUGGAUUUGGAACUAGUGCUCCAUUGAUUGAGAAGAUGUGUGGGGAGAAGUGUGGCGAGUACACAGUCACAGGGACAGGAAGUAUCUUGACCGUGACUUUACGGGUGUCUUCCCCAGGAUCGUUUAGAGGAUUCUAUGCACAAUUUAAACAAAUUUAACUGAUUUAAAAAUAAUUGAUCUUCACAUUGUAUUUUAAUCCAUAAUCUUUUACUGUGAAUUGAAACAUUUUCGAAUUCGUUAUACUGCUGUAUAAUUACAUGUACAUAUACUUGUCUAAUUAAAUGUGCCAACAAU